Messenger RNA from Aspergillus pseudonomiae, 978 nucleotides. RefSeq names its product glycoside hydrolase family 43 protein. Gene Ontology annotation, molecular function: hydrolase activity, hydrolyzing O-glycosyl compounds. The transcript has 2 exons. Gene Ontology annotation, biological process: carbohydrate metabolic process. The coding region runs from base 1 to 978 and encodes 325 amino acids. The record is from RefSeq and is a predicted model, not a curated record. Lineage: Eukaryota; Fungi; Ascomycota; Eurotiomycetes; Eurotiales; Aspergillaceae.
AUGUUUUUCAGGUUAUUGCAGGCCCUUUUGGGGUUAUGGGCUAUUUUCCCCCUAGCCUCCGCAUACACGAACCCAGUUCGCAAUCCCGGUGGCAGUGACCCUUUCGUGGUCUAUACCGGAGGCUACUACUAUCUUCUCACAACGACCUGGAAUGACGUGCAAGUCAGCCGGGCAACUACCAUCGAAGGCCUUAAGACGGCCGAGAAGAAGGUAGCUUACACGACUACCGAGGAGACUCACUGCUGCAAUGUGUGGGCCCCCGAAGUUCACUACCUGGGUGAUAAGUGGUACAUUUACUACACUGCCGGCAAUAGUGUGGAUCUGGAUGGUCAGAAUAUGCAUGUGUUGGAAGGUGGUGCGACUCCCUGGGAUGAUUAUACCUACGCCGGCCAACUGACCACGGCAUGGGGAAUUGACGGGACCAUCGUCCGGUUCAACGACUAUGGCAACUUUAUGGUGUGGUCAUGCUUCCACGGCGUCACCUAUCAAUCCCUCUGUAUUCAGCAGCUGGGGUCGGACUACACCUCGUUGACUGGCGACAUCUCCGUGAUCUCCGAGCCAGUUGAAGACUUUGAAACGCACGGUACACCGGUCAACGAAGGUCCCGCGGCCCUCUAUCUCGACGGCAAGACGCAUAUCGGGUACUCGGCGUCUUACUGCUGGACGUCUUACUAUUGCGUGGGACUCCUGACGUGGGACGGCGCCACCGACCCGACAGACAAGAACGCCUGGAGCAAGCACGACGGCUGCCUUUUGUCAUCGGCCAACGGAAACUACGGAACGGGUCAUAACUCGUUCUUCCAAAGCCCUGACGCUUCGCAGACGUGGAUCGCCUAUCAUGCUACUACCAUUGAAAGCGGCGCAUGUAAUGAUAGCCGUUAUGCGAUGGUGCAGGAGAUCAGCUCGGGGAGCAAUGGCAUCCCAAAUCUUGGAGAAGCGUUGGCCUGGACAGUGGAACUCAGCGAGCCAAGCUCCUAA